Messenger RNA from Zea mays, 1592 nucleotides. Its product is annotated as indole-3-acetate beta-glucosyltransferase. Gene Ontology annotation, molecular function: quercetin 7-O-glucosyltransferase activity; quercetin 3-O-glucosyltransferase activity. The record is from RefSeq and is marked validated. The transcript is spliced from 2 exons. Lineage: Eukaryota; Viridiplantae; Streptophyta; Magnoliopsida; Poales; Poaceae. Bases 82 to 1500 code for a protein of 472 amino acids.
GCCAUUGCAGCAAGUCUGUAUGAUCUGUGACAGCUGUCGAUAGAAUUAUCACACACAUUCGUUAUUCGUUGAACUACAACCAUGGCGAGGCCGUCCGACCAAAGCGUCCACGUCCUCCUGCUCCCAUUCCCCACGCAGGGCCACAUCAACCCGCUGCUCCAGUUCGGCAAGCGGCUCGCCGGCCGCGCUGGCGUCCGGUGCACGCUCGCGGCGACCCGCUUCGUCGUCAGCUCGACGAAGCCGACCCCGAGCUCGGUCCACGUCGCCGUGAUCUCCGACGGCUGCGACGAGGGCGGCCCCGCCGAGGUGGGAGGGAUGGGCGCCCGCUACUUCGAACGCCUCGAGUCGGCCGGGUCCGAGACGCUGGACGAGCUCCUCCGGUCGGAGUCGGCGCUGGGGCGGCCGGUGCACGUGGUGGUGUACGACGCGUUCGCACCCUGGGCGCAGCGCGUGGCGCGGCGGCGCGGCGCCGCCUGCGCGGCGUUCCUCACGCAGACGUGCGCCGUGGACAUCGUGUACGCGCACGCGUGGGCCGGGCGGGUGCCGGUGCCGCCCCUGCCGCUGCGCCCCGAGGAGGCGCGGGGCCUGGCUCUGGCUGGGCUGUCGACCCAGCUCGAGGUGGACGACAUGCCGACGUUCUUGGGCGACACCAGGUUUCCACCGUGCUUCCGGGAGCUGCUGAUGAACCAGUUCCUGGGGCUGGACACCGCCGACCACGUGCUCGUCAACUCGUUCUACGACCUGGAGCCGCAGGAAGCGGACUACCUGGCGUCUACGUGGAGAGCCAAGAUGGUGGGGCCGACCGUCCCGUCGGCGUUCCUCGACAACCGCCUCCCGGACGACGUGUCCUACGGCAUCCACCUGCACGCCCCAAUGGCGGCAGAAAGCAAGGCGUGGCUGGACGCCCAGCAGGCGGGGUCCGUCCUGUACGUGUCCUUCGGCAGCAUGGCGUCGCUGAGCCCGGAGCAGAUGGGCGAGAUAGCCGAGGGCCUCUACGGCAGCGGCAAGCCCUUCCUGUGGGUCGUCCGGGCCACGGAGGCCGCCAAGGUACCCAAAGGCUUCGCCGACAGGGCCCAGGCCACCAGGGGGCUCCUGGUGUCGUGGUGCCCGCAGCUGGAGGUCCUGGCGCACCCCGCCGUCGGCUGCUUCUUCACGCACUGCGGCUGGAACUCGACGGUGGAGGCGCUCAGCGCCGGCGUGCCCAUGGUGGCGAUGCCCGACUGGUCGGACCAGACGACCAACGCCAAGUACAUACAGGACGUGUGGCGCGUCGGCGUGCGGGUGCGCCCGGACGGCCGGGGCGUGGUGAGGAGCGAGGAGGUGGAGCGGUGCGUGCGGGACGUCAUGGAGGGGGAGAUGGGCGAGGAGUUUAGGGCCAGGGCUUCGCACUGGAGCAGCAAGGCCAGGAAGGCCAUGGGCGAGGGCGGUAGCUCGGACGUCGCCAUCUCCAACUUUCUAUCCUGUUUUGGACACUCCGCUCACGUUACCGCUGCCAACUGAUUGAUCAUGGCCGGAUGCACCGUUUUAAUGCCUCGUUCAUUGCUUGUACGGUUUCACCUCUCUCUAUAUACAAAAGAUAUCCUCGUCUCCUG